AUGGAGCCGAAAACUAAAAAACAACGGCGUUUUUCGAGCUUAUCAAGCGAUGAAAUUCAGCUCUUAAUAGAAAAAAAAGAUUCGGAAAACACUCAAAAGUCGACAAAAAAUGCUGUGGGAACCCUUAUAGCAUUUUGUAACGAAAUUUCUCCCGAGGAAUCUCCGCCGAAAGACGUUGAAUACCUCGAAAAUCUGUCGAAAGAAGAACUCAACGAACUUUUGACUGCUUUUUUCCCCAAUGCCAGGAAAAAGAAUGGCGAAAACUACAAAAAAUCUGCUCUUAUGGGUUUAAGGUUUGGUCUUCAGAGGCAUUUUCUACUUAAAAAGAACGUUGACAUCAUUGGUGAUCAAGAAUUUGCAAAAUCAAAUCAAGUUUACGAGGCAGCCAUUGUUGAAUUAAAACGGCAAG
Messenger RNA from Paramuricea clavata, 409 nucleotides. Lineage: Eukaryota; Metazoa; Cnidaria; Anthozoa; Malacalcyonacea; Plexauridae. The record is from the annotation of a GenBank genome assembly.